Messenger RNA from Carica papaya (papaya), 899 nucleotides. RefSeq names its product Phosphoglycerate mutase family protein. The record is from RefSeq and is a predicted model, not a curated record. Lineage: Eukaryota; Viridiplantae; Streptophyta; Magnoliopsida; Brassicales; Caricaceae.
UCCUCCCAUCCAAGUCUGAAUCUCAGGUGUUGAUUCUGAGGGUCUCCACCUUCCUCCAUCAAAACCAGACCAGCAUGCGCACAUUGACCAAUUUAAAUCCUUCCAUGUCCACUGUGCAAUCUACCCCUCUCCUCUACUCGAUUACAAAAUCAACCAAGCAUAGUAACUAUUAUACUCCUUCAAUCACCACAACUGCGAGUUACAGGAACCCUAGACGCUUGCGGACACGCUCGAUACCUCUUGUAGCCGAAACAGCUAUAACUCCUGAUUCCCUGAAGGAGCAACUUUCCUACGCCGCCAAAUCAGUCACUCGCCGCCUUAUUCUACUUCGUCAUGCUAAGAGUUCCUGGGGAGAUUCUUCGCUCAGAGAUCACGACCGGCCUCUGAGUAAAGCUGGACGAGCAGAUGCUGUCAAAGUUUCUCAAAAGCUCCAAGACUUAGGUUGGGUUCCUCAACUCAUUCUGUCUAGUGAUGCAGCGAGAACGAGGGAGACGCUUAAGAUAAUGCAGGAACAUAUGCGAGGGUUGAUGGAAGCUGAGCUGCAUUUCAUUUCAAGUUUUUACUCCAUUGCUGCAAUGGACGGCCAGACUGCCGACCACCUUCAACAAGCUAUCUGUAACUAUUCAAGGGAUGACAUACUCACUGUUAUGUGUAUGGGACAUAACCGAGGAUGGGAGGAGGCUGCCUCUAUGUUCACUGGUGCUUCGGUCGAACUGAAAACUUGCAAUGCUGCUUUGCUUGAAGCCGCUGGGAGCUCCUGGGAAGAGGCGUUUGCUUUGGCAGGACAUGGUGGGUGGAAACUUCAAGGCAUAGUGACACCAAGUACUUGACCUGUAGAGCAACUUUAAAGUUUGAUACCAAGUUAUCUUACUUACUCGCAGCCACUAACAAGACCAAAA